Molecule: messenger RNA, 2298 nt
Organism: Cladocopium goreaui
Lineage: Eukaryota; Dinophyceae; Suessiales; Symbiodiniaceae
Source: the annotation of a GenBank genome assembly
UGUGAAUCUUGUCGUGCCCUUAAGGGGCGAAGGCCCAGGCAACAUGCAGAUCCGGGUCAUGCAGUGGAACGUGUUGGCCCACGGCUUGGCCAACGAUGGGUUUUUAGUGUCCCAACCAAACGAGGAGGGUGCCAGCAUCUUAGACCGCGCUCGGUCUGUACAAGUCUUGGGGCAGACGAUGAAGCAGCGGGCCAAGAAGUCUGGGGAAAAAAUACGGUUGAAAGAUCUGCCAGAAGAAAUGAAAACCUGGGACCCACCGCCCUUUGACUUCGCGCAGCGUCUCAAGAGCAAUUUUCAAGAGAUUCUUCAGGAAGAACAAAGGUAUCUCCAAGAGAUCACCGAUCUUCCCAAGCGAUGCGCGAUGAUCACUGCCAGGGUCCAGGCGGAACAGCCUGAUAUCAUCACCUUCCAGGAAUAUGACAUGUUCGAAACGCUGAAUCCAUUGUUGGAGGCAGCCGGCUACAGCGCAGGGUCCGACCAAGGCAGCUACCAAGAACUGGCGCAAAGGGUGAAAGAUCUGGGUAUUCAACUGAAGAAGGGCGGAGGCGGUUCACCCAAAGACUUUGCGCAGAAAUAUCGUGAGCUGUUGGAGGAAUACGCUGCCAAGGGACUGUGUGUUUGCCCUAAUUUCAAUUCCACCGCGCGUCGCUUCAACCCUGAUGGUUUCGAUGAUGGCGUGGCCAUCUACUGGAAAACUUCAACGUUGAAGUCCCGUGAGCCUCCUGACGUUUGGACCUACGACAUGACGGGUGAUGCCCCGGCCAUUCGAGUGAAGCUGCAGCACAACAGUGGGUCCCCCCUGGAUGUCAUGACGUUGCACCUUCCAAGCAGUCCAGGGAAGGAACUUCGACGACAAUUGAACUUGUGGCAACUUCAUGAGCUUCUGGGUGGCGCCCUGGCCGACGGUCCGCCUCUGAUCCUGGCCGUGGACCUCAACAGCGAUGCCCAUUUGCAGCCUCCCUUGGGACAAGACGCGAAAGUGCAGGUCAUAGCAGAGGAUGGCAGUAGUGAAAAGGUGGAAUUUCAGCUGGAUCAGCCACUACGUCACACUUGUUUCCAGUUGCUCCAGUCCGGCACCGGCACCGGCACCGGCACCGGAAGCCGCCGACCCUACAGUCAUCCAGCUGACGUCAAGGCCGCCAAGAGCAUGGCAAAUUGCGACUUCCCCCACUGGGGCCUGAAGAAUGCUUGGGGCACAGAGGAUCGUAUCCCUCUCUCAGUUGUGAAGAUGCGUGGGCCGGCAUCGGAACAGGUGCAAAAGUGGGGUGAGUUGACGUUGGAGACUACGGAUCACGUCUUCUGUUCGCCUCACUUCAAAGUGGCCCAGUGUGGAACAGGCUACAGACAUUACAACCAUCAGGACAAACAGGACCUUAUGCGGCGCUUCAAAGACCCCCAGGCUCCAAAUCAGGAAGAGCUAUGUGAGUUGUUGAAAGGCUUAAUCCCAUCUUCGACUAUUCCUUCAGAUCACAUGUGUGUCUUGGCCACAUUCCAGCUAUCGCCACGUGAUGAGGCCGUCGAGGUCCAGGGAUAUGCGCCGGAAGAGAUGGAGGAGGAUUUUUUGCUGGGUGAUCGUGUGCUGAUCAAAGCCGCCAAGGAGGAGCCCAAGGCCUGGGAAGGCACCGUGAGGUUCAUUGGAAUCACCGACUUCGCCACGGGCGAAUGGUUGGGCGUCGAGUUGGACAUCAAGGCAGGCAAGAACGAUGGCAGCGUUCAUGGCAAGCGCUACUUCCAAUGUGAGGACAAGUACGGCCUUUUCCUGCAUCCUAGCGCAGUGCAAAAGUUCAAGGCUUCCAGCCCUCGAGACAUUGCUUUGGAGAAGGCUAAAGUGCAGGAGGCUCUCGCGCUGGCCAUGGAGGACCAUGAUAUCGAAACCAUUCGGCGAGUCUUACCUGCAGCGGAAAGCUUGGGUAUCGAUCCAAAGGAGAUCCACUUUGCGCGUCAGAUAGUAGACUCUGUGGCUUCAUACGAUCUGCAAGGAGAGGUGAAGGGCCUUUGUUCCAGCCUUUUGAAGUUGCGAAGAACCCUCGAAAACAUCGAGGCAUCAUCGAGCGGCAGACCAGGGGCGACACAGGGGACGUCUUACCAAGAGCUGGAAAGGCGUUUGUUGUCCGAGAGUCUUCCCAAGGUCCUGGAGCAUUUCAUGCAAGGUGCUGGUGCCCAGAGUCCUUGCAAAGCCGGCAAAGCUGGCGCAGCUGGUUCCCAGACAGAUGUUCCCCAGGUUCCGCAAGGGAUAUUGUCAGAGUGACGUGGUGGGUGACCUGGUGGUAUCACCAAAUUGCGACCAGCGAUGUUGGG